Saxophila tyrrhenica is the source of this 255-nucleotide messenger RNA. RefSeq lists its product as uncharacterized. The record is from RefSeq and is a predicted model, not a curated record. Gene Ontology annotation, cellular component: membrane; GPI-anchor transamidase complex. The transcript is spliced from 2 exons. Gene Ontology annotation, biological process: attachment of GPI anchor to protein. Bases 1 to 255 code for a protein of 84 amino acids. NCBI's taxonomy places the organism in Eukaryota, Fungi, Ascomycota, Dothideomycetes, Mycosphaerellales, Extremaceae.
AUGGAAGCGAUCACAAAGGUCUACAAUGACCACCCGAAGACAGUCCUCUACACCUCGGCCGCUGCUCUGCGCAUCCUCCUUGCGGUGACCUUCCCAGGACUUCACGAACUUCUAGCUGGACGAGUAGAGAUCUCGACGCCAGUAAACAGCUUCAAGAGAUUGCAGGAAGGCUUGUUCCUCUACGAACGAGGACUCGAUCCGUACGAUGGCGGCAUCUUCCACCAGGUUAGCAAGACCAUGAAGCUGCUUGAGUGA